ACAAAAUACUCACCGCACACUUUCGCUUACUUGCCGUUCAAUAAUCAUCAGCUCUGCGCUUCAAUCUGCCAGCUUUUGUUCGUCAGCACCUCUCACAUGUCCCUGAGGUGCUGAGCAAUUUGGUUGCAGACCAGCAUUUGUAGCACAACUUUUUUGUAAAAUGUUACCUUUCUGUAGGUUUUAACAAAUUUAUUUCAAUAUCUAACUCGCCAAUUUCAAGUAUUUGCAUACCUUUUGUCAUACUCGUGCAUAUCCACGUUGUACCUAGAGACAGCAUUUGCGCGCUUAUCUUCAUGCUGUUGUCUACAUAGUAUCUUUAGCAUCAUGCUCUGGCGUUCACUUUGCUACACUUGAAAUAAUUUUCCAAGUUAAUCCUGGUCCAAAUUUUUUUAUAAUUCAAUGAUUUUUGUUUUUAAGAAGAUGAUGCAUAUAGAAUUAUAGUAAAAUAGUGAUGUCACCUAUACCACUCUGGUACUCUUAUUUACUCUCUGCCACUUAUUUUAGCGCUCUCUUACUCUCUGUUAUGCCUACAGGUUUCUUGUUUGUUCGUUUAUAAAUUACACAACUGUACAUACGAGUAUGCAAUUUCUUAAUAUUUCUGCUAAAGCUACCUACAAUUGUGUAAAAGGUGUGCCCUAGUGAAGAAAUAUGGAAAAUUUGCGCAGAAACGAUGUAAUUUUAGAAAAUCCGUCGAGCGGAAAAGUUUUGAAUAGGGACUGAGCUGGUUAUCGGCAACUUUAAUGCAUAACUCAGAGUAAAUACUCUUACCCACAAGCCACAAAAUGAUGGAAGUUAAACAGAGUACACCGACCGACUUCAACAAGCUGUCAACAGCGAGCAGUAAUGGCAAGCCUGAUGACUUAGAUGUCAUGUCGGAAUUGGAGACAACAAAACUGAAAAGUGAUUUAUUAAAUACAAACGAUCUACCACAGAAUGGUUUAAUCGGUGACGUUUCAAACGGUUUCGCCGAUGCCGGUGAUGGUCUGGAUCUCGAUGAACUCAUCGAUUUAAAUGAGGCUGUAAACCCUGAAUUGGAAGAGGAGCUGUUGCGUGAGGAUGACGAUGAUAGUGGCGCAAAUGUGGUUGAUAAAUUGCUGGCUGAGGUGGUGCCGAAAGCGGCAGCUGCACUCGGUGAAAAGACUGAUAAGGUCGAGGAGAGUACAACAACAGUGACAACUAGUCUGCACAAUACAGGCGAUGAUCUUGAUAAGUUAAUCUCGAAAAUUAACGAUCUCGAAGAUUGCAUUGAGACAUCGUCCUCGGACAAGGAGGAGGCAGUAAGCAGUUGCGCGGAUGGCGCUGAGGUAGCGGAGGCAGAAGUAUCUGCUAAAGACGCACAACAAAACGAAGAGUCAGUGGAGAAAGAGGAAGUAGAAAGGUCCGAGAUUGCUGAAGAAGUUAGUAAGCCAGUUAAUGAUGGUGUAGAACCCGAAGUUAAUGAAGAAAAUGAAAAAAGUAUUGAGGAGAUGAAUGCAAAGGAAGACAAAGAAGUGGGUAAGCCUGAAAAUAGUGAUAAAGCGACCAUAAAUGAAGAUAAUGAUAAGGUGAAGAAAGUGGAAAGUGAAAAACAAAAAAACAAUAAAGCAGAUGGAACGGCGGAAAAAGUGGAAACUGAGGAAGAUUGUAAUGAAAUUAGUGGUGAGAUUAUAGAAGAAAGUCCGGACAAAAUUGUUAGCGCAGCUAAAGAGUCAACUGGAAAGUUCAUAGAAGAAGUCGAAAAUGUAGAAAAGAACAUUGAAGAAUUAGUUAAAAGCAAAGAUAUUGUGAAAACAGUAACAACCGCGGAAACCCGAAAAAAUGAAGAUAAAGAGUGCAUAAAUGCCGAUAUAACUGAUGUGGAGGCAGCUGAAACUGAUAAGCAGUCGGAAAGUCUUAAUGCUAAAGGCAAAUCUGCAGACGCGGAAGAUUCCGAUGACGACAUUAUUUUCUUUGUUGACAAAAAGGAGGCGGAGGAGAAGAAGGAAGCCGAAGUUGAUGCAAACAAAAAAGUUGUUGAUAAGGAUGCCAAAUCAAUGGAUGUAGAUGACGAUGAUGAUGUUGUAUUAUUGCUCGACGAUGACGAGGAAUCGUCGCACACGGAGGAAAAAAGCAAGGAUGCUACGGAAAAAGCAGAAACGAUGGAAACUGAUAAAAGUGAAAGUGCUGCAGAGGAAACAAAGUCCAAACUAAUAGAUAGUGGUGAGACAGAAAUUGAACAAAAAACGGAUAAAGACCAGAAUGUAGCUGAUAAAACAGCGCUACAGUCAGACAAUUCCGAUAAUGCCUGUGACAAGUUUGAAAGUGAGAAAUCUGCAACAACGUCUCAAAAAGACGACGAAACAAAAUCCAAAUCUUCAGAUGUUGUCGAUGAGACAAAUAGCAAUUGUAGUAGCAGCAGCAAUUUGUUACAAGAAACACGUACUAUUGAAAAGAUCGGUACAGCUGGCAGCACUGGUGGUGACGAUGAUGCCGAUGCGGCAGAUGAGCAGGAGAAUGAAGAUGACGCUGACGAUGCUGAGAGUAGCAGCGCCAUAGAACUCGUGGAGGACGAUAGUCGUGCUGGAGGUGAGGAGAAGACAACCGAAGAGCCACCAAAUAAACGUUUACGUAUGAGUGUUGAGGGUGAUGACAGCAUGAAAGCUGAGCAAUCGGAAGAAUCGCGCAGCAGCAAUAAAUCCGCCGACUCUGCGCCCAAAGACGAGGAGGUAAUUAAGAUCGCAGAGGACAGUAAUGAUGGCGAGAACAGUGUAAAAUCGCAGGGACAGUCAACAGCUGUUGCUACAAAGCGAACGCACGAUGAGGUUGAACAGAAAAGCGCAGAAGAAACUAAAUCCGAUACGGUAGAAGAGGUGGCAAAUAAAAGGACUAAAAUGGAGGAAUCAGCUAACACCGAGGACGCUAUAAAAACGGAAACAGUGAAAGUGACUGAAGGCGGUGUGGUCGCGGAUGGAAAAUCAGCUGUUGAAAGCAAAGUGUCCCAAUCGGAAACGCCGGAUGAAAAAACCGAUUUUGGAAAAGUAUUGCCACAACUGCGUGCUAUAGCCUCAGACAUUCCAAUUCCACUCUAUCCAGCACCGAAAUUCUCAAACGACACACCAACUUUAAGUUUGGACUUUUUCAAACGGUUUCGCAAGAACUUCGACAAACUCACCAAAUCCGAUUUGGAGGAGUUGGUGCUGCAGAAAGUCGUUGAGGCCAUCGUGCACAAAAGUGAAUUCGCCGAAAUGCGCGAAACUAUCGACAGACAAGAGAAGCAAAUCACCUCGCAUCGUGCGAAAAUCGCUGAAAUCUCAAAACAGUUUCGUGAUUUGGAAAUGGUGCACAAUCGGGUGUUGAAAGAUAUCGAAACGAAGAAUUCACAAUUCAUUAUGCCCGUCAAAAUCACACGUGCUGUCGGUCUGCAAGUGUACGUGCCCACUAAGCGUGGCGCCGAUGCUGUUGCCUCCACUAGCCAUGCUCAUGUGUCCACAUCACCGCAACGCGGUCAAAUGCCACCACCGUCAUCGCCGCCACGUCAGCCAAAUAGUACGCCCGAAACGCGUUCGGGUAAUACGGCGCUGACCACAGCCGCAGUGGCGGCUGCCAUGAAUGCACGACGUGGUUGUGUACAAAAGGUUACGCCACAGCGGCCAGUGGAUAACGGCAUGUCACCAACGCCGCGCCCGCCCUCGUAUCGCAUAAAUACUGGUGUUUUGCAAACGGCCUUGACACAGGGUUCCCAAACUACAGCCGCAGCAGCGACGUCGUCGCAACAAGCUGCCGGCAUGCCACGCGUGUUGAACAAAGGUGUGGCGUCGGGACAACAACGGCCUGUCCGCUUCCCUAGCAAUGAACAAAUGCGUGCACAACAGCUACAGCAACAACAACAAUACGCGCGACAGCAAACGCAAAACGCCAAUAUUCGCAAAUUGGUUCCAAAACAGAAUGCUGGUUGCUUACCCCCGCAACAGUCACAGUUCCGACGUCCCGUCGAAGCGACGACUGCAUUGCCUGCCACACCCGUGGAUCACUACAUGAACCAGUUGAGUCAGGCUUCACCAGCAGUCGGCAGUGUGACAAUAACUUCGGCCAAACCGAAGGAAAAAGCAGUCAUCGAUCUGACCGAUGAGGAUGAGGUGGCCAGCGCUGCGGCGUCAACGCCACCAAUGCAGCGUGGCGUCAACACCAACACACAGACAUUGAAUAGCGCGCGUGCAGUGCCACCACUUACACGCAUGCCGCACAGUCAAUCGCCAACAGUGCGUCCGACCGCGGUAAAUGUGCGUCAACAGCCUGCGUCCAAAGCGAAUAACAGUGCACUCAUGUCAAAUAUAUCCACGCCGCCCGGCACCAGCAUUACGCGUGUGCACAUAAGUCCAGCGAAUAUACCAGCGCCGGUGCGCAAAUACAAUCACCCCGCGCCACUGCCAAACACACCGCCGCAACCCUUCAAUCCGGGCUGGAAGCUGCCACCGCCGCGUCCCACCAUACGCAUCAGCAACCUGGAGAACGGCAUUGUCAUCUCGUGGACCAUGGAAGAUUCCAUGGAGCGUUUUGCCGAGUGCGUCACCUAUCAGAUUUACGCCUACCAAGAGACAUCUGGUCCGCCAGCGGUUGACUCAUGGCGCCAUGUGGGCGAUGUGAAAGCGAUGUUACUGCCCAUGGCCGUUACACUGACGCAGUUUCAGGAAGGUCAACGUUACUACUUUGCGGUGCGCGCGGUGGAUGAGCACAAGCGUCUGGGACCAUAUAGUUUACCCAAAACAUGGACUUAAGUACUUGGCUGGAAGUUUUAAAUUUUUAGACACGGUAGUUAAGUGUGGGGAAAUAGAGAGCAUGAUUUUUCGUUGUUAAGCUUUUAUUUUAUUUUAUUUUGUUACUCAAUUUUCACACAUUAGUUAAGUGUUUUAAUUAUAGGCCUCACAACCUCAUAUUUAUUGUUUAAUGGAAGCAGGAAUAACUUAUGUGCGAGUUUGUAAUAUAAUAUAAAUAAUAUAAUUGUAGUUACUAUAAGUUUCUUUUGAACUAAAAACAAAAACAAUAACAAAUAAAACA
Zeugodacus cucurbitae (melon fly) is the source of this 5013-nucleotide messenger RNA. It is a transcript of the gene wde, whose product is annotated as activating transcription factor 7-interacting protein 1. Gene Ontology annotation, cellular component: nucleus; transcription regulator complex. Gene Ontology annotation, biological process: regulation of DNA-templated transcription. The coding region runs from base 783 to 4733 and encodes 1316 amino acids. Gene Ontology annotation, molecular function: protein binding; transcription coregulator activity. The transcript has 4 exons. Lineage: Eukaryota; Metazoa; Arthropoda; Insecta; Diptera; Tephritidae. The record is from RefSeq and is a predicted model, not a curated record.